This is a messenger RNA of Impatiens glandulifera, 1746 nucleotides long. RefSeq lists its product as uncharacterized. Bases 1 to 1746 code for a protein of 581 amino acids. Lineage: Eukaryota; Viridiplantae; Streptophyta; Magnoliopsida; Ericales; Balsaminaceae. The transcript has 5 exons. The record is from RefSeq and is a predicted model, not a curated record.
AUGAAAGAGAGAGGUGGAAAUACGAAAAUUAAAUGCAACUUCUGUAAUCUGGAAUUUACGGGUUCGUAUUCAAGGGUUAAAGCACACCUGUUGCAGAUCAAGGGAGAAGGAGUUUCAGUGUGUCCCAGAGUCACUACUGAUAUUUUGUUGCAACUUCGAAGGGAGAUGGCAAAUGCAGAAGAAAGAAAAAGGCAGGUUGUGAUUCCACUCCCACCAUUGAGUUAUGCUUCAUCAGGUUUUGCCUGGGGAGGAGCUGAAAUGCUGCCAAAACAAGGUUCCAAAAGAAGAGCAGUUGACAAGAACAGUCCUAUAAAUAAAGCUUUUAAUCAGGAGGUGAGAGCACAAGUGGAUGGCGAAAUUGCAAGAGCAUUUUAUUCAGGGGGUUACCUUUCCAUUUUGCUAGAAAUCCCCACUACAUCAAGUCAAAAGGAGAGGGCACAUAUUGAAAGAUUAUUGGAACUAAUCAAGACGACUUGGAAAGAGAAAGGGGUGACCAUAGUAUCAGAUGGUUGGACGGACAAUCAAAGAAGACCGUUGAUUAAUUUCAUGGUUGUUACUGAGAGUGGCCCUAUGUUUUUGAAGGCAGUGAACUGUGAGGGUGAAUACAAAGACAAGUUCUAUAUAUCCAGCUUAAUUAAAGAAGUUAUAAUGCAAGUAGGACCACAAAAUGUAGUUCAAGUUAUCACGGACAAUGCACCCGUUUGCAAGGCAGUAGGUAUGCUCAUUGAGACUAUGCAUUCUCACAUAUUUUGGACUCCAUGUGUUGUGCACACACUUAAUUUGGCUUUGAAGAAUAUAUGUGCUGCUAAGAAUAUCGAGUCUAAUGAGGAUGUAUAUGUUGAGUGUCACUGGAUUACAGAUGUUGGAGACAAAGUACUAAUGAUUAAGAAUUAUAUUCUUAAUCAUAAUAUGGUUUUAACAAUGUUUAAUCAAUUUGCUCCUUUAAAACUUAUUUCUAUUGCUCAAACGAGAUUUGCUUCGAUACUUGUCAUGCUCAAAAGAUUUAAAUUAGUGAAACGAGCACUUGAAUCAAUGGUUCUUUGUAAUGAGUGGAGUACUUACCGAGAAUGUGAUCCCUCGAAAGCUCAAACUAUUAGGAGAACGGUGCUUGAUGAUUUAUGGUGGGAUAAACUUGAUUAUAUUAUAGAAUUCACUACUCCUAUUUAUGAUAUGCUUCGUUUUGCGGAUACCGAUAGACCUUCACUUCAUUUGAUAUAUGAUAUGUGGGACGAUAUGAUAGAGAAGAUAAAAAAUAUCAUAUAUAGGCAUGAAGAGAAAGAGCUCACGAAGGGUUCUGAAUUUUAUGAUGUAGUCUAUGCAAUACUAACAGAUAGAUGGACUAAAAGCUCUUCACCGCUUCAUUUCAUGGCUCAUUCACUAAAUUCGAGGUAUUAUAGUGACACAUGGCUUAGUGCCGCUCCGAAUCGUACUCCUCCUCAUCUUGAUAUUAAGCUAUCGGAAGAAAGAAAUAAGUGCCUCAAACGAUACUUUCCAUCAAGUGAAGCAAUAACAGCGCAAGGGCAAUCAAGGUUGUGGGAUGUAGGAGGUGACCGAUUUGAUCCGCUUGAUGGUGCUGAAGAACUUGAAAUAUCUAGCCUUUUACUAGAUGAGCCGGAGUUUGAAAUAUUAAGGGAAAAUGAAUUGUUCGUCAAGAAAGAGAAGUGUGAAUUUGCCAAGGUUUCCAAAAGAAUGAAGAAAUGUGCGGACAAAAAGAGAAGACAGUUGGAGUUUGAAGAAGGAGACUGA